Messenger RNA from Cuculus canorus (common cuckoo), 1474 nucleotides. Its product is annotated as protein CutA homolog. Gene Ontology annotation, molecular function: copper ion binding. The record is from RefSeq and is a predicted model, not a curated record. NCBI's taxonomy places the organism in Eukaryota, Metazoa, Chordata, Aves, Cuculiformes, Cuculidae. Bases 70 to 426 code for a protein of 118 amino acids. Gene Ontology annotation, biological process: response to metal ion. The transcript has 6 exons.
AGGAGGAGUUAUGCGGGCUCCCGGGCAGCGCUCCCGGCUCGGGGCAGAGCAGGUGGAGGGGAACGGGCGAUGGAGCGGCUGAGCCAGCGCUGCCCGAGCCGCGGCACCGCGCUGCUGGCGGUGACGCUGUCUUUGCUGAUGUACCCAGUGCUGAGGAGCCUGGCUCUUCAGCUGCACUCUGCCAUCACCGGCAGUUACGUCUCUGGGACACACUCCGUUGCCUUCAUCAACUGUCUCAACGAGCAGAUCGCCAAGGAUAUUGCGAGGGCCAUCAUGGAUAAGAAGCUGGCUGCCUACGUGAACAUCCUACCGAAGAGCUCGGCUUUGUAUUUCUGGAAAGGGGAAUUGGAAGAAUCCAGUGAAAUAUUGCUGUUAGUGAAAACAAGGACGUCCAAAGUAGGCGAAUUGUCCGACUACGUCAGGUGAGGCUCUGGCUCCGCGGGAGCACUGGGUCUCCUGUCCAAGAUCCAUCCAUCCCUUUGAAAUUCCUGAAAUCAUCAGUCUGCCUAUUGACCAAGGAAACCCUCUCUACCUCAAAUGGAUAGAGGAAAGCGUCCCACGGGACUAACUGAAGUGGGCAGAAAGCACUUUGCUUUCAUGGGGAGCAGGAGAAAUGUGCUGAGCUGUGCUGGUCCCCCUGUGCAGGCAGGAGUUAUGCACACAUGGGGAGGCAGUUUAUAUCUUCACAGGUUUGCUCUAACACAAAAGCUUGGGAUUCGGAAUUUUGUUUGCACUCCAAACAUCCUGUGCUCAGCCUGACCCUGUGCUCCAGGGAGCACCGAGCAGCCCGGAGAUGGCAGAGGCCAAAGUAGGGAAGGGCUCAUGCACCAAGGGCUGUUGCAGCAUUGGGGAUGAGGAUACACAGAGAUGCUCAUGUCAGGACACUGCAGCAUUUGGGGGCCGUCUCAGGCCCCCAGCAGCAAAUGCCAGCUGGCAGCCUUGGCCUGGCAAACCCCAGCAGCUCCUCCAGCACCUGAAACCCAUCCUGGCCUCCCCCUGCUUCCCCACUGCGGCUGUCGCAGCAUCCUGCCCUGCUCUGCUUCCCACUUCCCAGCCUGGAGGCAGCAGGAUGUGGCCAGGCACCCUGCGGUGCGCUGGCUGAUGCUCUCUCCUGCUGUCAUCCAACAUGCUGGUUCGAGUCAUACAGAAUCCAAGGAAACAGCAAACUCGAGCAGAUGCUGCGUUUACCAGGAGCCACGAGCAGCACAUGCACUGACCUUGCCCUGCCUGCUGAGCCGGGAAGAGCUGGGCCGAGCUAGGCAACAGCCACUGCCAGCGCAGGGAAACCAAGCGCCAGCAGGACCAAGGCAUCACAUACCCUGCCCACGCCUGAACAGGGGCUUUCUGCGCAGGCCAAGUGUAAGCUUAUAACAGGACACUCAUGUUGAUAGUUCAAUGGAAUAUAACUUAGAGAGCAAUAUUGAGUUAUUUAUGUGACUGGAAAGGGAAUAAACAAGAGCAUUUCUUACCUGGA